GGAGUCGUCAUUUGUGAAUCCUUGUUAAUGUAUUUGUAAUCAUCACGUACCGCAUUUCAAAUCCCUUCAUCUAAUGUUUUGUGAUUCAUUUGUAUCUAAUUUACUUGAAAGUUUGGUACUUGUAAAUUCCUCAUCAUCCAAAUGUAGCCUACAACGCGCCCAAUUAAAGAAAAAGCCCUUGUGUUAGCCAUCUGCCAUGUUCGAACUGAUUCUUACUGCACGAACUUCCUUUAGUGUCUCUCCUGUUGAAAGGUAGAGUGUUUUUGUAGUAUAGACUUGAAGUGUGUUUCUCUUAGGUGUAAAGUUGUUAUGCGCUUACAUGUGAAAAGCCUAACUGCCAUUUUGUUUCUCUAUGGUAUUAUUUAUGGGUGUUCUUCUAUUUCUCGAUUUAGACUACUGCAUAUUGUUAUGCAUCAUUUGUUGUUCCAAUUUGAGUUUGGAGAAUGAUUGGUUGGGUUCAAUAUAUGAGAUAGAGAUGUGAACUGAAGGCCUACAGAUGCUCCGGUUUGAAAAUGCGAUCAUGAGAUAGAGGCUCAAGGAAAAAAGGGUAGAGGAAGGCCUAGGAAGACUUGGAAAGAGACUUUAAGAAAAGACAGAUUACUUGGAGCUAACACAAGACUUGGCACAAAACCGAACACGAUGACAUUUUAGGAUUCAUACAACUAACCCCACUUAGUGGGAUAAGACUUUGUUGUAUCGAUUCUUACCAAGUUCAAGAGCAUUAUUUAAGAAAUAGAGUUUUGCUAUGGGUUACAUUUUGUAAAUUCGUUCACUUACUCGCCUUUCUAUUACAAGCAAUUCUCAUCUCAUAGGCAUUCGUAGAACCGAACAUUUAACUUUUAAUGCCAGAUGACACUGUAUGUUUCUUAAACUGUACAGUUAAAUGUUGUAUAUGAUGAUCACUACAGUUAGCAACAUUCAUCGUCCUCUAGUUUUAAUUUUCUUCGAAUCUGCUGCUCCUUGUAAAUGAUGCGACGGAUAUUAUUCAAUUGAUGGUUGUUGCAUAAACCUUAAAAGUUGUUUAAGUCUGCUAAUCUGUAUUUACACUUUGAUUUGCAGUUUUUCUUUUUGUUUUCAAUGCAAUUACUAGGAACAGCUUUAAUUAGAACUGUGUUUUGUUUUAAAACAGUUCUCAAACUACUUGUUUGCAGAGUUUUCUAAUGCCGAAAAGUUAACUUUAGCUCUCCAUCUAUGAAUGACCUUAAUGACACAGGAGGGAGCAAGAUUAGAAUUGCGAAGAUUAAGGGUCGUAGAAGCUGAAGAGCAGGAGCCGACCUCAAAGCAGUUAGCCAAGGCAAUGGGAAUGAAGACGAGAAGUAUAGAUAAGGUGCUUUGUAAGAAAAGAGAGUCACAAGAAAGGAUCAUCAGGAGCUACCGGGGACUCAUUAUCUCUGUUGCCAGCAGUUAUCAAGGCAAAGGACUAAGCUUUCAAGACCUCAUUCAGGAAGGAAGCGACGGGCUUGUUCAAGUGGCAGAGAAGUUUGAUCAUGAGCGAGGAUGGAAGUUAUCAACAUACGUCUACUGGUGGAUCAGGCAAGCUAUUAUCAGAGCCCUAGACAACAAGUCUAGAAUAAUCAGAUUACCAGUAAACAUGUGCGGUAUGAUGGCAAAAAUUACAAAAGCUAAAAAUUCCUUCAAUCAAAGAUUCCAGUGGCUGCCUACUCAUGAUGAAAUCGCUGAAGUGGUCAAUGUGCCUGCUGCAACUGUAAAGCUUGUUUGUGACAGGAGCAGACUGCCAAUUUCAUUUGCAGCUCAAACGGAGAUCAUGCAAGGGCCAGAGGAGAUGAUGCCGGAAAAGAUGCUUACAAAACAGCUAAUGAAGCAGGACGAGAAGAAGCUUCUGAAGACGCUGAGCGAUGAAGCAUAUGUAUUGAGAUUACACUUUGGACUCAAUGGUGAGACCCCUAAGUCCUUUGAGGAGAUAGGAAGAUUGUUAAAGUUUUAAAGGGAGAAGGUUCGACAGAUUAAUGGAAUUGCGUUAUCAAAGUUAAAGUAUACUAGCAUUUUCGACAAUCUAAAAUUGUAUAUUGUAUAAUUUUUCCUAUUGCUUGAUGAACAAAAUAUGAAGAUAGAGAAAUGUACAUAACAUAACAAGAAAAGAAGGGGGUUUCUUAUUGCAUCGGUAAUUCUUUUCCUGAACUCCCAGCAGGGUUAACAACUCUAUCAAAUGUUGGUGUUACAAGCAACAUCUAGCUAUGAACUUUGAACAUUAUUCUUGAUGGACGAUAGAAACCGCAUGUUUUCAACAAAAACGACAAUCUAGCCGGCUCACAUGAGACACCCCUGCAUGC
Molecule: messenger RNA, 2291 nt
Organism: Malus domestica (apple)
Lineage: Eukaryota; Viridiplantae; Streptophyta; Magnoliopsida; Rosales; Rosaceae
Source: RefSeq, a predicted model, not a curated record